Messenger RNA from Halichondria panicea, 1314 nucleotides. RefSeq names its product bifunctional methylenetetrahydrofolate dehydrogenase/cyclohydrolase, mitochondrial-like. Gene Ontology annotation, molecular function: methenyltetrahydrofolate cyclohydrolase activity; methylenetetrahydrofolate dehydrogenase (NADP+) activity; methylenetetrahydrofolate dehydrogenase (NAD+) activity. Gene Ontology annotation, biological process: tetrahydrofolate interconversion. The record is from RefSeq and is a predicted model, not a curated record. The coding region runs from base 115 to 1176 and encodes 353 amino acids. The transcript is spliced from 6 exons. Gene Ontology annotation, cellular component: mitochondrion. NCBI's taxonomy places the organism in Eukaryota, Metazoa, Porifera, Demospongiae, Suberitida, Halichondriidae.
AAUUAAUUUUGUGGGUGGGGCUGGGCCCACAGGGUGGAGAGAUGGUGUGGCUUGUUAAUUAAAACUUAUACAUGUACGUUUUUUGAAGACGUCCUCGCAGCUCUGUUGUCAAAGAUGCUUGGAAGAACAGUGAGAUGGCGCCCUCUGUGUGCACAGCUUCAGCGCCCAGUCACCCUUGUUGGCUCCCCUUCCCUGCUCCCCACAAGAAGGUAUGCCCACCAACUAAAUGAGGAGUUCCUUGUAGAGAAGCCUGGGAUAAAAGCAAAGUUGUUUGAUGGCAAGAAACUGGCAAAUGUUAUCAACAGUGAGGUGGGCGAAGAAAUCAAGAAGAUGGUGGCUCAGGGAGAAAGAGCCCCACACCUCGUGGCUGUGCUAACAGGUGAUGACCCUGCUUCUAAAACGUACGUCUCCAACAAGGCCAAAUCAGCAGAUAAGUGUGGGAUGAAUGCGACCACUAUUCUCAAAGAUGGCUCCACCUCAGAGGAAGAACUUUUGGCCCUCGUAGACGACUUGAAUAAUGACGACGGGGUGGAUGGUAUCUUAGUACAGCUGCCUCUACCGAGUCACAUAAACACUAACAGAGUCAUGCAGGCAGUGUCACCUGCUAAAGAUGUCGAUGGAUUCCACAUCCAUAACAUUGGCUUGUACUGCUCGGGGAACCCAAGUUCCGCCCUAAUACCCGCCACGCCCCUUGGAAUACUGGAGAUGAUCAAACGCUGCAACUUCCCAACAUUUGGCAAAACUGUUUGCAUUGCCAACAGGACCAAAAACAUAGGCUUCACCCUGAACACUCUGCUGCACAGUGAUGGCACUGGGGACGCCACAGUGCUCCAGACCCAUGAGCAUACACCCCGAGAGCAGCUCAAAACCAACUGUCGACAAGCAGACAUUGUUAUUUCAGCCACUGGAAUACACAAGCUUAUCACAGCGGAUAUGGUCAAGGAAGGAGCUAUGGUCAUUGAUGUCGGCAUUAUUCCUAUCAAGACCAAAAGUGGCAAAAUAAAGAUUGUAGGUGACGUGGACUUUGAACCCGUGGCUCAAAAAGCAGCUGUCAUAACUCCUGUUCCUGGAGGGGUGGGACCUCUGACCGUUGCUAUGGUGAUCCGGAACACUUUGUACAUUGCUCAAAAGAGUCUACGUUUUGACUUCAAAAGCAUUCACGAAGACAAAAAUUGAACAAAACUUUCAGAGAGGAUUAUUUUUGUUUUCCCAAAGAAUGUGCUUUUCAAAUAGUUAUAGAAUUUUGAUGUUACAAAAACCAAGACUUAGUAACAGUCUUGAUGAUUAGAAAUUCAUAUUGCAUUUUGUAUACAG